AGUGUAGGGGUUGGUGCUGGCUGGUGGUGGGGCAAUCGAGAGUACGUAGUCGAGCGACCGUCCCGAUGUGGCCACGAGCUCGAUGCUCGCGUAGGUAGUGAGUGACUUCUUGCGAGCGGACAAACGGCUCUUUACCCCCGGGUAGGAGGUUAAGAAGUGUGGAAGGACACUGUCGAAUUGAAUUGAAGGUUGGGUACGAAUCGUUAUUGGUGUUUGUUACUUAAUUAAUAAUAAUAGGUACUCUACAAUAAAUAUAAAUCUAAAUAAAGUCAUACACUAUUCGGUAAUUAAGCAGAAUUAUUCAAUCACUAGAAGAAGUAUAAAUGGUGGAUAGAUAGAUAAUUAAAGUUUAAAUAAAGUUUACCGAGGAUUAUUAAUAUUAAUAUUAAUUUUAAAAAUUUAGCAAGUAUCAAUUAAAUAAUUUUAUAAAUUAAAAUUAAUAUUUUAAGUUUUAAUUUUUUUUAUCUACCAAAACCGAUAAAAUGGCCGGUGGAUUCACGUAAAAAAGGUAAAAAUUAAUAAUUAAAAAUGUGAAUUACUGGAUUAAAGUUAUUAGAGUGAAUAGUGGCGGUUAUUAAGUGGAAAAGGACAGCGGGAAGAGCCGGAUUAGUGGUUGUGUCAGUGCCUAAACUGGAUCGGAUGUUAUGCGCCGGUGGUACACUGGUGGUUAAAGUUACAGGAGGUGUGUGCGAGAAGCCGGAUAAAAAAUAUAUUAAAUUAGUAAUAAAAAUAAAAUUAGUAAUUUGUAAUAGUGCUGUCGAAAGAAAAGGAUACGAGGAAGGACAGAAUAAUUAUUUUUAAAAAUAACUGCAAGACCAAAAUCAAGACCAAUUGAAAUCAAGGGCCAGCACUUGCUCCUAAGAUGGCAACAACUAUUAUUGAUACUGAUCACUGAUUACUAAUUAAUAAUAAAUAUUUAUCGAUACUAAUGCUAGUUAUUGGUAGCUAUUAAUAAUAUAGGGAAUAAUAAAUUUAUAAGUUAAAAGUAAGGAUAAGGUAUAUCCAGUAGGACCAAUAAGUCCUUGAGUGAAUGAGGUGUUGACACGAUUGUGGUAUUGUGUGUUUUAUUAAAAUUGUGCUGUGUGUGUGCUCGUAAGGUGAAGUUGUGUGUCGCUGUUCGGGGGUGGGUGUUUCUGUGAGAUCAUCGCCAGCAGGGCAUAGGCUCGAACGCAUGUAAGAACAUGGCCGCAUCUAGCCCCUGCCUCCCUCUAGAGGUUGGCAGCAGCGCAAGAGGCGGCACAAAGGGACCCUGGAUACGCGAGUCAGUACAGGAGAAGGCAGCAGAGGUCGGCCGGACUGAGUGGUCUCGGUGACUGGGCUAGCUUUGGAGGGGAGUCACCUGGUCUGGUGGUCAUGCCGGCAGGCCGGGAUCAAGGGGGAGGGGCGGCUGGCGCGGGUUCUAAGGGACCCUCGUCGUUGUUUAUCCUUUCGGAGGACAACUGCAUACGUAAGCACACCCGUUUCAUAAUCGAGUGGCCGCCCUUCGAGUACGCCGUCCUUCUAACCAUCAUCGCCAACUGCGUGGUGCUCGCCCUCGAGGAACAUCUGCCCAAGCACGACAAGACCAUCCUGGCCCAGAAGCUCGAGUCGACGGAGAUAUACUUCCUCGGAAUUUUCUGUGUCGAAGCGAGUCUCAAGAUCCUGGCCCUGGGGUUUGUUCUGCACCGCGGCUCUUAUCUCAGGAACAUCUGGAACAUCAUGGAUUUUUUUGUCGUCGUCACUGGGUUCAUCACGGUGUUCCCGCAAGGUGUGAGUUUGGACAUGGAUCUACGUACGUUGCGUGCAAUACGCGUGUUGCGACCGCUCAAACUAGUCUCCGGCAUCCCAAGUCUCCAGGUGGUGCUCAAGUCUAUCAUCAAAGCCAUGGCACCGUUGCUACAGAUUGGUUUGCUGGUACUCUUCGCUAUCGUGAUAUUUGCCAUCAUCGGGCUCGAGUUUUAUUCGGGUACUUUGCACAAAACGUGCUACAGCAUUGAAGAUCCCAGUAAAAUAGUGAAGGAAGGUGAUCUACCUAGUCCGUGUAAUACAGAUUACAAGCCAGACGCACCGGCAGGUUCGCACGUGUGUGACGCGAAUGUGUCAGUGUGUCGAGAUAAUUGGGAUGGACCGAACAGCGGUAUCACCAGCUUCGAUAACAUCGGCUUCGCUAUGCUCACCGUCUUCCAGUGUAUCACUAUGGAGGGCUGGACUGCCAUAUUGUACUGGACGAAUGAUGCUCUUGGUAGCUAUUUCAAUUGGGUAUACUUUAUACCGUUGAUAGUCCUCGGGUCUUUCUUUAUGCUGAAUCUAGUUCUCGGAGUGUUGAGCGGAGAGUUUGCUAAGGAAAGAGAAAAAGUGGAAAAUCGGCAGUCGUUUCUAAAAAUGCGUAGACAUCAGCAGCUAGAGCGAGAACUUAAUGGCUACGUCGAGUGGAUCUGCAAAGCAGAGGAAGUUAUUCUUGCUGAAGAAAGAACGACAGAAGAAGAAAAGAUGCACAUAAUUGAAGCGAGGAGAAGAGCCAUAAAAGCACAAAGAAAAAAGUUAAAAAAUCUCGGGAAGAGCAAAAGCACAGACACGGAGGAGGAAGAUAAUGAGGACGAUCAGGGCGAUGAUGCUCCUCUUGUUUCAGAGCCUAAGAAAAAACUGAAAGGGUUCUCGAGAGCUUCGUAUCUCAGGUCGAGGGUCAAGAACCAGGGCGCUUGCCUUCAAUUCUGGCGUGCUGAGAAGAGAUUUAGGUUUUGGAUACGGCACACUGUUAAAACGCAGUCAUUCUACUGGUUUGUCAUUGUCCUUGUGUUUUUUAACACAGUGUGCGUUGCUGUUGAACACUACGAUCAACCACAGUGGCUUAGUGAUUUUCUUUAUCACACAGAGUUCGUAUUUCUGGGGCUGUUCAUGUGCGAGAUGUUCAUAAAAGUGUACGCCCUGGGACCGCGCAUCUACUUUGAAUCGAGUUUCAAUAGAUUCGACUGCGUGGUAAUCUGCGGCUCGAUAUUUGAAGUAAUUUGGUCGGCGGUUAAGUCCGGCUCAUUCGGUCUCUCCGUCCUGCGUGCCCUUCGACUCCUUAGGAUAUUCAAAGUCACUAAAUACUGGGCGAGUCUGAGGAACCUCGUAAUAUCGCUGCUCAACUCGAUGCGCAGCAUCAUUUCCCUUCUGUUCCUUCUCUUCCUCUUCAUCCUCAUAUUCGCCUUACUCGGCAUGCAACUAUUUGGCGGGCAAUUUAACUUUCCCACGGGAACACCGCCGACCAAUUUCAAUACUUUUCCCAUUGCGCUGCUAACUGUCUUCCAAAUCUUGACCGGUGAGGACUGGAAUGAGGUAAUGUAUCAAGGAAUCGAAUCUCAGGGUGGCCACAAAGGAGGAGGGAUGAUUUACUCCCUGUAUUUCAUCGUCCUCGUGCUCUUCGGUAACUACACCCUGCUCAACGUAUUCUUGGCUAUCGCUGUCGAUAAUUUGGCGAACGCACAAGAGUUAACAGCCGCCGAAGAGGGUCAAGAGGAGGAGGACAAGGAGAAACAAAUGCAGGAAAUCGAAAAGGAAAUGGAGGCGCUGCAAAUGCCUGACGGCACGGGCCCAAAAGUUGAAAUAUCGCCGCCUAGUUCAUCGCAAAAUUUAAGUGGUAAAGGAGAGAAACAGGCGUCCGAAGAGAAAAAACAGGAGGAAGACGAAGACACGGGACCAAAACCAAUGCUGCCAUACUCCUCCAUGUUUAUAUUAUCUCCGACAAACCCUGUAAGGAGAGGUGCCCAUUGGGUCGUUAAUCUUCGGUACUUUGAUUUUUUCAUAAUGGUCGUGAUAUGUUUGUCAAGUAUAGCACUCGCGACAGAGGACCCAGUUGAUGAAAACUCGUCACGUAACACAGUAUUAAAUUACUUUGAUUAUGCAUUCACGGGCGUCUUUACGAUAGAGAUGAUACUCAAGGUUAUUGAUCUGGGUAUCAUACUCCAUCCCGGCUCGUAUUUACGCGAGUUCUGGAAUAUUAUGGACGCAGUGGUUGUAAUAUGUGCCGGAGUUUCAAUGGGUUUUGAGCUAUCGGGUAAAUCCGCGGGCCAAAAUUUAUCAACUAUUAAGUCACUUCGUGUAUUACGAGUAUUAAGACCAUUAAAAACAAUAAAACGUGUGCCGAAACUUAAAGCAGUGUUUGAUUGUGUCGUUAACAGUUUAAAAAACGUCAUUAACAUUCUCAUCGUGUAUAUAUUGUUUCAAUUCAUCUUUGCCGUCAUAGCGGUACAGUUAUUCAAUGGUAAAUUUUUCUACUGUAGCGACGAAAGUAAACGUACCAAAGAAGAUUGCCAGGGUGAGUAUUUUGUCUUCGAGGAGGACUCAUCACUGCCUCAAGCGAGAAAACGAAUAUGGCAGCCACAAAGCUUUCAUUAUGAUAACGUAAUGGCGGCGAUGUUGACGCUAUUUGCCGUGCAGACCGGCGAAGGUUGGCCGCAAAUUCUUCAACAUUCUAUGGCAGCAACUCACGAGGACGAAGGUCCUAUUCACAAUUUCCGUAUCGAAAUGUCCAUAUUUUACAUUGUAUACUUCAUUGUAUUUCCAUUCUUCUUCGUAAACAUAUUCGUCGCUUUAAUUAUUAUUACUUUUCAAGAGCAAGGUGAGGCUGAAUUGCAGGACGGUGAAAUUGAUAAAAAUCAGAAAUCGUGUAUAGAUUUUACAAUAGGAGCGAGACCUCUCGAGAGGUAUAUGCCGAACAAGCGGAAUAGUGUAAAGUACAAAAUAUGGAAAAUAGUAGUGUCAACGCCAUUUGAAUAUUUCAUCAUGAUUCUCAUCGUUUUGAAUACUCUUCUGCUUAUGAUGAAGUACCACAAGCAGGGCGAUGUGUACAAAGCCAUACUAAAGUACAUGAACAUGUGCUUCACCGGGAUGUUCACCAUCGAGUGCACUCUGAAGAUCGCCGCUUUCGGCGUCAAAAAUUUCUUCAAAGAUCCGUGGAAUACAUUCGACUUCAUUACUGUUAUCGGAAGUAUCGUGGACGCUCUGGUCGUUGAAUUCGGGUGUAAUUUUCUUUGUCUCCUGCAGGAAAAUUUCAUCAACGUCGGGUGUCUUAGGCUCUUUCGUGCUGCUAGACUGAUUAAAUUACUGAGACAAGGAUAUACAAUACGAAUUUUACUUUGGACAUUCGUACAAUCCUUCAAGGCGCUGCCUUACGUAUGUCUGCUCAUAGCGAUGCUUUUCUUCAUUUACGCAAUUAUAGGAAUGCAGGUUUUUGGAAAUAUUGCACUGGAUCCAGAGACCUCGAUAUAUGAGCAUAAUAACUUUCAAAGCUUUAUACAGGGUCUAAUGUUACUAUUUCGGUGUGCAACAGGUGAAGCCUGGCCGAGUAUAAUGUUAUCGUGUAUAAAAGAGCGGAAGUGCGACCCUCGAGCAAAGCAAGAUUCCGAGGGCUGCGGAUCGAAUCUAGCUUAUGCUUAUUUUGUAUCGUUUAUAUUUUUCUGUUCAUUUCUGAUGCUUAAUCUCUUUGUCGCCGUUAUCAUGGACAACUUCGACUACCUCACUCGCGACUCAUCUAUUCUCGGAGCUCAUCAUCUCGAUGAGUUUGUGAGAAUUUGGGCAGAAUAUGAUCCGAACGCAACGGGUAGGAUCCAUUUUUCAGAAAUGUAUGAUAUGUUAAAAAAUAUGGAUCCGCCUCUUGGGUUCGGGAAUAAAUGUCCCAAUAGAUUAGCCUAUAAAAAACUCAUCAGGAUGAACAUGCCUGUUGAUGAUGAGUGUAAAGUCGCUUUUACAACGACACUCUUUGCCUUGAUUAGAGAAAAUCUCAGUAUCAAAAUGAGAGUCGCUGAAGAGAUGGACCAAGCUGAUGAAGAAUUAAAAGAUACAAUUAGAGCUAUUUGGCCAUUGCAAGCGAAAAAAAUAUUGGACCUUUUGAUACCUAGGAAAGAAGAAUUAUCGAAAGGUAAACUAACUGUUGGUAAAAUCUAUGCUGGCCUGUUGAUCCUCGAGAACUGGAAGACAACGAGGUUUGGUCAAAUAGAACCAGCAGGCGGCCAGACUGAUAACGAUAACGAUAGUGCCGGGCAAACUACUCCAGCCCAGGCGCAUUCAACAUUCUUCAACUGCCUGAUGGACAUGGCCGGAGUUAAUCACGGUGGUAAUAACCACCAUGGAAGCAGAUUAAACAGUCUAGAGCAGCCAGUCCUUAACGGCAAGCCCCAGGAGCACAAGGACUCCUUGCAUGAUGAAGAAGUCGAUGAAGUUGAUGAUGUAGAUGGGGAAGGAGUCUAUGGGGCUCUGCUUGGUCCAGCCCAGAAACGACGUCAACGAAGCAUCAGAAAUAAAAAGGAUCUACAGGAUGUAGUUAGUGAUUCACGUGUGGGAAGCCUUGAAAGUUUAACGCAUACUGGCGAUCGAAUUCAUUCGCAACCACUUCAUCCACGACUUCAUUCACGGUCACCAAGUUUAAGAAGACAUUCGCCAUUACAUAGAUCACCUUCGCCAUCGAGAAGACCAAGAUAUGAUCACCAUCAACCCCAGUACCAUGAUGUUGGUUUUAGCGAUACAGUGACCAAUGUCGUGGAAAUUCAACGACACAUUCAUCAUCCACAUUCGCAGUACAAUCAUCGGCAUAAAAGAGACUAUUACGACCACUACGACUAUUAUGACGAUGGUCCAUGGAGCGCGUCGACGAGUCCGGCGCGAUCGCCGAGCCCGGUCCACCGGAUGGACCACGGCCGGCACUACGGAACGACGAGCCUGGAACAGCGUUCCCGGAGCCCGAGCCCAGCGUCUCGCCGUCAGCCGAUCCACCCUCAUCACCACCAUCACCCGCACCAGCACAGCUACCCGGUGCUAGUAACCCGCCGUGGGCAAGGCCGUCGUCUGCCCCCAACGCCGAACAAGCCAUCGACGCUCCAGCUGAAGCCAUCGAACAUAAACUUCCCGAAGCUGAACGCAUCGCCGACCCACGGGCCCCACCUGAUGGGCCACCACCCGGCACAAGUUCCAGUCCACCACAUGGGGAACAUUCCACCGGCGGGGCCGCCUCAGUGCCCACUCAGCUUCGAGCAAGCGGUCGCUAUGGGUCGCGGCGGUCGGCUUCUGCCCAGCCCGGUUCCCAACGGGUUCAAGCCGCCCUCAGCCGGGUUGUCCUCCAGCAAGCAAAGGAUACCCCGGUCCCGGCACUCCGACAGCGACGAAGACGAUUGGUGCUAGCCAACGUGGGACCCUGGACGGUGGUCCGGCGAUGUCCAAGCUUCUUCGCGGGGUCUUUCUGCCUGCAAAGUCAAGUGAGGCGCCGCCAAUCCAUCUUCUUAAGACUGUUGUUGUCUUAGUUAAUUAAACGACGACCAGAAGGGGUCACUUUUUGAUAAUACGGCUGAUCAGCCUUUCAUCAAUAGGGAAGGACACUUUGUUUCUUUAUUUAUUUAAUAUUAAUUAUAGUUAUAGCUAUAUCUUCUUAUAUUAUUAUUAUAAAUUAUAACUUUAUCUAAUUAUGUAUAUAAUACGUUUAAAAUAAGUAUAUGCGUAUUUAUACGACGUUUAUUAUAUUGAAUCGAUUUAUUUGUUAAAGAUUAUAUAUUAUUAUUAUGUUUAAUUACAUGCCAACUUGCGAUGCGUCCAAUCUUGACGGCCAGCGAACAGGUCUUCUAUCAAAGAGCCGCUUUUUAUACGAUUAUUAACGCGCUUGAUCGGCUGGACUUCAAGAUUGCUUAAAGAUUAUUAUUAUUAUUAUAAAGAAGAAAGAGAUUUGCAGUAAAAAUUUUUUGUUAUUAUAUUUCACACCGAA
Cotesia glomerata is the source of this 7708-nucleotide messenger RNA. It is a transcript of the gene Cac, whose product is annotated as voltage-dependent calcium channel type A subunit alpha-1. Gene Ontology annotation, molecular function: calcium ion binding; high voltage-gated calcium channel activity. Gene Ontology annotation, cellular component: voltage-gated calcium channel complex; membrane. The record is from RefSeq and is a predicted model, not a curated record. Lineage: Eukaryota; Metazoa; Arthropoda; Insecta; Hymenoptera; Braconidae. Bases 1354 to 7134 code for a protein of 1926 amino acids. The transcript has 33 exons. Gene Ontology annotation, biological process: chemical synaptic transmission; calcium ion import across plasma membrane.